Molecule: messenger RNA, 1893 nt
Organism: Rhea pennata
Lineage: Eukaryota; Metazoa; Chordata; Aves; Rheiformes; Rheidae
Gene: BMX
Product: BMX non-receptor tyrosine kinase
Exons: 17
Coding region: 4-1893 (629 amino acids)
Biological process (GO): intracellular signal transduction; protein phosphorylation; adaptive immune response
Cellular component (GO): plasma membrane
Molecular function (GO): non-membrane spanning protein tyrosine kinase activity; ATP binding; protein binding
Source: RefSeq, a predicted model, not a curated record
AUAAUGGACAACAAAUCAAUUCUCGAAGAGCUUCUUUUAAAGAAGUCACAACAGAAGAAAAAGAUUUCACCAAUUAAUUACAAGGAACGAUUGUUUGUUCUGACAAAAGCAACUCUUUCUUAUUAUGAAUAUGACAAAGAGAAAAGAGGAAGGAAAAAGGGGUCAAUUGAUAUUAAGAAAAUCCGAUGUGUUGAAACAGUGAAUCUUGAGGAAUCAACACCUCCUGCGAGACAAUAUCCAUUUCAGAUUGUGUACAAGGAUGGACUACUGUACGUUUAUGCAGCUAGUGAAGAGAGUCGUAACCGAUGGCUGGCAGCUUUGCAUAAAGAAAUUAAAGACAAUUCCGAUUUACUAAACAAGUAUCACAAAGGAUUCUUCACCAAUGGGAAGUUUCUCUGUUGCAACCAGACGUGUAAAGCAGCCCCUGGAUGUACGAUUUGGGAGAAAUAUGUGGGUCUACAUUGUGUAACCAAGUCUGUGAAACCACUGCCUCCAGUCCCUCAGACACUGCAGAAGCGUAGAAGCCUACCCCGGGUGCUAUCACCAGACAAGUCAGUCCUGAAUGUGGCUUUGGCUCAGUACAACUAUGAACCCACAGGAAAAUCAACUAUUCAGCUUGUUAAAAGCAAAAAAUAUUAUAUAUUGAAAGAAGAAAAUUCUGACUGGUGGCAAGUAAGGGAUUUGGAAGGGGAAAACUCUUGUGCCAGUGAGAAUUCAUCAGCAGAAGAGCAGAGUAUUGCUAAGCAUGAUUGGUAUGCUGGUAAUAUCUCCCGUGCUCAGUCUGAGCAACUGCUCCAACAGAAGGGAAAAGAAGGUGCUUUUAUGGUUCGAAAAUCUAGCCAAGCAGGAAUGUAUACUGUGUCUGUAUUCAGCAAGGCUCCUGAAAGUAAAAAAGGAGUAGUCAAACAUUACCAUGUGCACAGAAACACUGGAAACAAGUAUUAUCUCGCUGAAAACUACUGUUUUGAAUCAAUUCCCAAGCUUAUUCACUACCACCAGCACAACUCGGCCGGUAUGGUGACAAGGCUCCGGCAUGCAGUGUCUUCGCAAGUAAAUAAGGUCCCAGCCACAGUCUCAUUAGGAAAUGGAAUCUGGGAGCUGAAACAAGAAGAAAUUGUACUGUUGAGAGAACUAGGGAGCGGUCAGUUUGGAGUGGUGCAUCUGGGAAAGUGGAAGGGACAAUAUGAUGUGGCAAUAAAGAUGAUCAAAGAGGGAAUGAUGUCAGAAGAUGAAUUCUUAGAAGAAGCUCAGACCAUGAUGAAACUUAAUCAUCCCAAGCUUGUUAGGCUUUACGGCAUAUGCUCGAAAUCAUAUCCCAUCUAUUUAGUGACGGAAUAUAUGGCCAAUGGCUGUUUGCUUAGCUACUUAAGGAGUCAUGGGAAGGAACUGCAACCUCUUCAGCUUCUGGAAAUAUGUUAUGAUAUUUGUGAUGCUAUGGCCUUCCUGGAGAGCUGUCAGUUCAUACACAGAGAUUUGGCUGCUAGGAACUGUUUAGUCGACAGCAAUCUUACUGUGAAAGUAUCUGACUUUGGGAUGACUAGGUAUGUUCUGGAUGACUUGUAUAUAAGUUCACUGGGAACUAAGUUUCCAGUGAAGUGGUCAGCACCAGAAGUUUUUCAUUACACCAAAUUUAGCAGCAAGUCAGAUGUAUGGGCCUUUGGUAUCUUAAUGUGGGAAGUGUUCACCUUUGGAAGGCAACCCUAUGAGCUUUAUGAUAACAUGCAAGUGAUUGAGAAAGUUUCUCAGGGAUUCCGGCUUUAUAGACCACAGCUGGUUUCUGACAUCAUCUACCAGAUCAUGUGCAACUGCUGGCAGGAGCAACCAGAAAAGCGCCCCAGCUUUUAUCAGCUCCUAUCAUUUUUUGAGGCACUGAAAGAAGAAGACAGGGCUUGA